CUCCUUUUAGGUUGCCUUCUUUCAUGUUUACUGUUCUUAGCCACAUUUUUCUCGACGCGCCUCCUGGCGCGUGGAAGUUAAUUUCUGUGAGCGACCAUGGCUGCAUAGGAACCUCCAAAAUGCUUUGAAUUCAAACCACCACCAUGGCUUUGUUCUUUUCCCCUACUUUUUCAAGUCGCAGAUCUGAUGCUUCGUCUCAUUGCCUCUCUCGUUUGUAACGAUGCUCUCUUAUUCUCAGACUUUGAAUCUCCGUCUUCACAAUCACCACCGUCGUUCAAGGCUCUUCCGAUGGCCGCCGCGGUUCGCCAAACCCGUCCAUAAAAGGAAUUUCAUCAUUUCUUCGAUGACGUGUUUCAAUGCAGAUUCGUAUUACGGCGUCAAGCUAAGAGUGUCGAAGGUUCAUAACACUCGAUACCAUCAACCACGUAGGGUGACUGAAGUUAGUGCCUUCGAUCAGGAUUCAUUUGAUUUUGGUAUACCCUCGCUUGACCACUUCAGUGACAAUGAGGGGACUGCUACUGGAUUUGGGCUUCCAUCCAGUGAUGGUGAAGACAGCGAUCCAGACAUCAUACUAAAUCCAGUUUCAGAUGUUGAUUUGCCUACUGUAUCCGUGCAACACAAUGAUGCAUUGACAGUCACUGCUCACCGGAUGGCAAUGCUUAGUAGAGGACGUCAUAAACACAAGAUCAGGCACGGACUUUUUACAAAUACCGGGCUGAUGGCUUUCUUGAUGAUCCUUCUUCUCUAUGUGGACUGGUGUGCAUGGCGAACUGUUCGACUCCCUUUAGGACCAUUUCACUUGACUGGCCCUUUUCUGAUAUCCGCCUGUUUAGCCUCUUGUGCAGGCUAUUUAUGUGUUCCAUUGCUCUAUCAACUUAAGGCUUACCAAAUUACAAGGCAAGAAAGACCUGUUAGACACGCAUUAAAGAGAAAGACGCCUACUAUGGGUGGAUUGUUUUUUGUGCCAAUUGGUAUAGCUGUUGCUAAAUACUUUGCUAGUUUUUCUUCCGCUGAAGUUUCUGGAGCAUCAGUGGCAACUUUAGCAUUUUUUGCCAUUGGGCUGGUAGACGAUAUCUUAAGCCUAGUCAAGAGUCAGAAGUAUGGGUUAUCUGCCUGGAUCAAACUUUUGUUGCAGGUAGCUGUUGGAAUCUGGUUUUCUUUUUGGCUCCAAGAUGCAAGUAUAUCAUCUCCUUACAGCAUGAAAAUGUUGAUCCCUAUGCCGGCACCUCUUGGCCUUGUAUUCCUUGGAAAAUGCUAUAUGUGGUUGACAUCAUUUUGUUUUGUCUCUAUGGGGAAUGGAAUAAAUCAGACGGAUGGUCUUGAUGGACUAGCUGGUGGGACUGCGGCCUUGGCUUUCAUUGGGAUGGCUAUUGCGGUGCUUCCAAUAUCUUCUGACCUUUCCAUAUUUGGAGCAUCAAUGUCUGGAGCUUGUGUUGGUUUUCUUUUGCACAACCGAUUUAAGGCCUCUGUAUUUAUGGGUGAUACUGGAUCCUUUGCACUCGGUGGAGCAUUAGCUGCAAUGGCUUCCUGCAGUGGAAUGUUUCUCCCACUAUUCAUUUCUUCUCUAGUUUUUGUAUUAGAAACAUCAUCCGUUAUCUUGCAGGUAGUAUACUUCAAGAUGACAAAAAAGUUCCAGGGAGUUGGGCGUCGCAUGUUUAAAAUGGUGCCAUUUCAUCAUCACUUGGAGUUAUGUGGCAUCAAAGAACCAUUCAUCGUUGCUGGGGCCUAUACUGUAUCCUCCAUAUUGGCACUGGUUGCAGGUUAUAUUGGCCUUAUUUCAGCAUAGUUGUUUCUCUCUUUCGACAUGUGGAAUGGAAGAAUCAAACCUUUGUUCUUUUACCGAGAACGUAUGUCUUAACCAACUGCACAUAAACUAUGCUUAGGUCGCUAUUAACACCCAAUUUUGUAGUUAUGCUACAAGUUGUUUUUAUUUGUUUUUUUGGGGGGUUGCGUGGCGCCGUGGCCUAUGUUUCUAGUAGGAGAGUUUUGUCCAUGUCUGAUAAGUAUUUGCUGAAAUUGCUUGAUUGAUAGAAUAUUCAAAUUAUAUGUCUCCGAUUUUCUAAUUUUUUUUCAAAUAAAUGAAAUUGUAACGACCCAACUUUAUAAGACAACUA
Molecule: messenger RNA, 2114 nt
Organism: Benincasa hispida (wax gourd)
Lineage: Eukaryota; Viridiplantae; Streptophyta; Magnoliopsida; Cucurbitales; Cucurbitaceae
Gene: TRANS11
Product: translocase 11
Biological process (GO): cell wall organization; cell wall macromolecule biosynthetic process
Cellular component (GO): plasma membrane
Molecular function (GO): phospho-N-acetylmuramoyl-pentapeptide-transferase activity
Source: RefSeq, a predicted model, not a curated record